AUGGGCACCGGUCAGAUGAAAAGACGAAGCAGCCUAAGGAGCUUGCAGGAAAUGACCAGAGAAACGGCGUCCUGCACUGUGUGCAAAUAUUCGAUCGGCGCUAAGGAGUGCAAGACCGACAGGUUCUGUGACUUCAAUGUCUUAAUCGAUGUGUUUGGAUGUAUGACGACGAAUAACACGCUCGAAGUGAUUGUGGGCAACAACCAAUUGUACUGA
This is a messenger RNA of Soboliphyme baturini, 216 nucleotides long. The record is from the annotation of a GenBank genome assembly. NCBI's taxonomy places the organism in Eukaryota, Metazoa, Nematoda, Enoplea, Dioctophymatida, Soboliphymatidae.